AUGCUUGGCACAUGUCGUAGUUGCAGGGAAGAAGACGAUCUGGUCGUUGUAGCGAAGUACCGUGAACACGCUUCCACGCGAGUUAAGAAGCAAAUAAGUAAACAAGCGGACCCCAUUCUGGCAGCACUUCAGUGGCACCAUAAUCCUGAGGUGGCUCGUGGUGCUGUGUGCCGUGGAAAGACUUAUGAAGCAGCUUACAAAACAAGCUUCCACGGUGGUACUUGGCUCCAAGCUGCCUACAAGCCACUCGAGUCCCGCUCGUUGUGUGAGAGUCAGGCAAGAGAGCUCAGAGCGGGCUUCAAACCCUACGAAGCAAACGAACCAGUGGCGCUGCUUCUGCGAACCUUGUACGGUAGAAUACUUUCGCCCACAGAGAGAGCCGACACGGAGUUCGCCGCGGCCGUCGUGUAUGAUUUGCGACGCAGUGAUGUAUGGCCUGCUCCAGCCUGCCUUGAAGCCGUAGCACUAGCACUCAUGAUACAAGGGCGCCUUGAGGAAGCAAGUUUGUGCUACGAGCAGCUUGCCGCUGCUGGCCCACUGCCUGAAGUUGUGGUUGUCGUUCAGGCGCGUUAUGGUUCAUGCCAGCUCUUCAUGGCUACCCUGCCACGCCUUGGGUCAAAGCCAUCCCCCGAGAUUCUCGGCAAGUCUUUUAUUGCUGCUGCCGCACGGGGCGAUAUCGAGCUGCUAGCACAUCUGCACCUGAAUCAUGGGGUUCGGCUGGACUACCAAUUUGGUCGCUACAGCGCAGCCCUGGCAGCUGCCGCUGGUGGGCACACGUAUGUAAUGGAAUUUCUCCAACGUCGCGGUGCAUUAUCGACAAGCCUGGCGGCGAUCGUCACAGCGGAUAGUCACGGGCAUCAUGACACAGUACAGUAUCUAAUCGCGCAAAGAGCUGCCAACUGGCAUGGCCGAGAACGCCCCCGCGGCCGUGAUGCGUAA
Microdochium trichocladiopsis is the source of this 939-nucleotide messenger RNA. RefSeq lists its product as uncharacterized. The record is from RefSeq and is a predicted model, not a curated record. The coding region runs from base 1 to 939 and encodes 312 amino acids. The transcript has 6 exons. Lineage: Eukaryota; Fungi; Ascomycota; Sordariomycetes; Xylariales; Microdochiaceae.